Acanthoscelides obtectus is the source of this 615-nucleotide messenger RNA. NCBI's taxonomy places the organism in Eukaryota, Metazoa, Arthropoda, Insecta, Coleoptera, Chrysomelidae. The record is from the annotation of a GenBank genome assembly.
AUGCCUCCAGGUGUAAAUCCAUUACCUUUGGAGGAGGCUGGUUGGUUUGAAGAUCUUCCAGUUAGCACGCCAGAAGUAGCUGAACAGAAUUUGAGAAGAAUACGAGAAUGUCAAAUCAAGGUCAAAACAAUUUUUUGCCAGAUAUUUGCACCUUUAACCGCGAAAAUAGAGCCCAAAAUUGUACGUCCAGUUGAGCUCGUGGUCAAGUAUGAAUAUGUUCCGAUGCAACUUAUCCAGAUAGCGUUACGUGUUGAAUAUUUUGUAUCAGUCUCUCAGAUUAAGGGCAUUCAGCAAUGCAAAUCAUACCAGGGAGAACAGAUUGAAUGCACUGAAACUGAUAUAGAUAAAAGUAUCGUACAGCUCACGCUAGGUGGCGCUAUCAGCAGCUGGGACUUCAAAUAUAGGAUGGACAAAAGGCAAAUUCGCUCAACUUUCUUAUUCCACUUCAAAUUAGGCCGAAAAGCUGCCGAGAUAGUUCGCGACAUUAACGAUGAUAUUGGCCAAGGAACCACUAACGAACGUUCUAUAACAGGAUCGUCAAGCUGUCUAGUAAAUCAUACAAGACUUAAAAACAACGUUUUCGAAAAAUCUGCUGUAAUACUAGUGAAAUUGUAA